Messenger RNA from Ostreococcus tauri, 477 nucleotides. Its product is annotated as V-ATPase proteolipid subunit. The record is from RefSeq and is a predicted model, not a curated record. Gene Ontology annotation, molecular function: proton-transporting ATPase activity, rotational mechanism. Gene Ontology annotation, biological process: proton transmembrane transport. NCBI's taxonomy places the organism in Eukaryota, Viridiplantae, Chlorophyta, Mamiellophyceae, Mamiellales, Bathycoccaceae. Gene Ontology annotation, cellular component: proton-transporting V-type ATPase, V0 domain. The coding region runs from base 1 to 477 and encodes 158 amino acids. The transcript has a single exon.
AUGUCGAGCGGUGACGAAGUGGCGCCCUUCUUCGGGUUCAUGGGCGCCUCGAGCGCGUUGGUGUUCUCGUGCAUGGGCGCCGCGUACGGAACCGCAAAGUCCGGCGUCGGCAUCGCCUCCAUGGGGGUCAUGCGACCCGAGUUGGUGAUGAAGUCGAUCCUCCCGGUGGUGUUCUCUGGUAUUCUCGGAAUCUACGGGUUAAUCAUCGCGGUCGUGAUCUCGUCGGGGAUAAACCCGAAGUCGUACACCCUGUUCCAAGGAUACGCGCACUUGGGGAGCGGCCUGGCGUGCGGUUUGAGUGGAUUGAGCGCGGGCAUGUGCAUCGGCAUCGUCGGCGACGCGGGGGUCCGGGCGAACGCGCAACAGCCGAAACUCUUCGUCGGGUUGGUCUUGAUCCUCAUCUUCGCCGAGGCUUUGGCCCUGUACGGGAUGAUCGUGGGGAUCAUCCUGAGCUCCAGCGCGUCGGGGGCGGCGUAG